Molecule: messenger RNA, 2951 nt
Organism: Cydia pomonella (codling moth)
Lineage: Eukaryota; Metazoa; Arthropoda; Insecta; Lepidoptera; Tortricidae
Exons: 13
Coding region: 955-2547 (530 amino acids)
Source: RefSeq, a predicted model, not a curated record
GUAUCCAAGAGAUGGAAGCCGAGAACGGAAGCGUCCAACGAGAAGAUCUGAGCCGUAUCCGACGACGGCGACUUCUCCAACUGUUUUUAAUCGGAGCGUUGCGCUCUAAUUAAUGUGAAUUGCAAAGCCAAACUUGGUUGUGAAAAUGCGAUUACAUGGUGCGCAAUGAAACUGGCCGGCUGGGUUGUAGAUAUAGGUAUACGAGGGCUUUGUCCUACGGAGAUGGCGCUUAGCAUCCAGGUCUUCCAAGCGCCGCUGCUCAUAUUGCUCUACUCUUUUAUGAACAGUUACGAUACGCGUCAUUCCGUUCUACGCAUCGCAAGUUUCUCCCAGGAAUCACUCGGUACACCGCAAGUGGUUAGAUGACGCUUGAGGACGUCUUUAUGCCGCAAGUACUGACCCCCCUGUCUCCUUUUUCCGUAGAGAGUUCUGAGUAGAAUACAGCUUUGGGUAAUUUGUUAUUACUACUAUGUUUAUACGUGCCUAUUUAAUAGCUACUAGUAAGGUCAAGCAAUUUAAUUUCAGUAAGUACCAAUUCGAACCUUGCCACAGUGACAAUAGCAUUGAGAUCCCUAGCGACUUUUAUAUUUAAUAUCACUGUGACAAGGUAUAUACGAAAUGGUACUAAAAUUAAAUUUACUGUAUAUCUGAGUCUCACGGAAGUUUCGUAGUUAAUUAUCAAUACAAUUAUUGGAAUAAUUAUGGCAAAUACUUUCGCAGGAAAUUUUUAGAAACGCCAACCCCCGCGCGUACCGAGCGACAGCCAAUCGCAUCGCUCCCAUCCGUUUCGCGCCGUUGCUUAUUUAAUUAAUACCGUUUAAUUUAAACAAUCAUUGUUUGCACAGAUGCCUUAUUAUUUUCGAAGUAAGCUAAUAUAAAUGGUAUCAGACGGGCGUUGUUAUUUAGUGGGUAUCAGAGGUAGAAAUCUGACCACUAUAACGACGCGAAACGAUUAUGAAGCUUGUUUUGGGGCUCGCGCUUCUAGCGCUGUUUGAUGUCUACCUAACGGCAGCGUCACCAGAGCCUAAUCGGAUUCCACACGGACUUCAUGUCGUUCGGGAGUUCAAUGGCGGCCGCCGCAAGGAGGAACACCGCCACGUCGAACGCAAAGAGGUUGAGGAGGAACAAGACUUCCAAGAGACAGAAGUAAAAGAAGUGAAACACAAACGGAAAACAUUCAAGGAACAGGAGUUCUCCGAGUUAGAGUCCGAGAGGUCCAGCAGUUCCAAGAAAUCCUUUUCGGAGAUAGACCGUUCCAGCUCAGAGUCUGAGAGUUUAAAGAAGAAGUCCAGCUUCUCGGAGAAUGACAGGUCCAGCUCAGAGUCUGAGAGUUUAAAAAAGAAGUCUAACUUCUGGGAGAAUGACAGCUCUCGCUCAGAGUCUGAGAGUCUAAAGAAGAAAUCCAGCUUCUUGAAGAAUGACAGCUCCAGCUCUAGCUUUAAGAGAGACCAGAGGAAGCAGAGCUCCUCUGAGAGGAAAGAGAUUAGUGAGAGGGAGAGCGAGAAUCGAUUUGGAGAGCGCAGGAGAGGUCCAGGAUCCAACUCAUCUGGUCCAAGACGCCCAGUAGCCCCACUGCCGCCAGUCAGCAUCAACCCAGUCCCAGACCUGAACCUUCCGCCCGUUGACGUGUCUAUCCCAGGAGUCGUAGACGCUAACCUAUUCGGCAAGCCUCAGCGACCGGUUCCACCACAGCGACCCCAACAACCGAGCGGACCGCAAUGGCCUCUUGGACCGCAACAGCCGGUCAAACCUAAGUGGCCAGCAGGACCAGAACCGCCAGUUAAACCCCAAUGGCCGGUUGGACCAGAACCGCCAGUUAAACCACAAUGGCCAGUGGGACCAGAAGCGCCAGUUAAACCCCAACGGCCGGAGGGCCCACAUUGGCCGGGACCUCACAAGCCUAUUGGACCGCUACGGCCUCAUGUACCGCAUCACCCAGAGCCACCACAACCCCCCGCUCUCCCAAGAAUCCCACACAGGCCUCUGCCGAUCGUUGAGGGAAUCAAGGAUGCCGCCGAGGAUAUUAUCAGCAGGCUCUUCGGAUUCAAAGACGUUCCACAAGGCAUAGAGAUUCUCUACGAGCUGACCGGACAGAGAGAUAUUGAAAGGGCUCUGAAAUAUUGCGAGAGGGUCACCAAGAUAACAGAUCGCGUAAAGUUGAUCGAGUUCAUCAGUGGAUGCCGCGGCUCCAGAGAAUGGAAAUACGUCAUCUCCUUCAUGAAGCAGCUGGAAGGGUCUGCCUUGAUCGAGAUAUACGUAGAAAUCCUGCAGGUGCUGACAAACGAAACGGAUGUAUUUAAGGCAUAUGCAAUUUUGGAGCGUCUGACUGGCCAUGCGGACUUCGAUGCCAUCUACGAGGUUCUCGAAAAGAUCUCCAGCGGCAAAAAUUCCCAUGAAAUUGCUGAUUUCUUCAGGCACGUUGCUCAUACCAACGGUUUGGACGGUAUACGCAUUCAGGUGGACAAACUGACUGGAGGAGUAGGUUCGCCGGAGUUCCCUGAUGUGUUAAGCGUGUUGAUGCCAGAAAUCGGUAAGUAUCUGAUAUGAUACACUUUAUAUUUAUUUUAUUUUUAUAAACUAAUAGUAUACUACAGGUUAUCACACAUUACAUUAUUUCAACAAUUAAGAUGCACAAAAUGACUUUUUUAUUGUUAUUUUUUAUUUAUGUAAUUUUAAUUUUAAAUGUAGGUAGGUAUACGGUACCAAAUAAGUGCUUUCGUGCAAUACUUUUAACUUGUUGAGUUGUGUGUAAAGUUGAAUGCCUAAAUAAAAAAAAAUCAAAAUAGAGUAAAUAAAUAGAGUCUACUACCUUAUCAAGAAGGCUGUAGCCAUGAGGAAGCAUUUGGAGCAUAAUAGGAAAGACAGGACAGCAAGUUCCGCCUAAUUCUCGUAGAAUCCAGGAUUCACAGGCUGGCGCGCUACUACAAGACCAAGAGUGUGCUGCCCCCAAC